CUUACCGAGAGCAGAGGGAAGCUCCUCCCCCACUUGUGUCCUCUCGCUCAUCGAGAAGUUUGAGAGAGAGCAGAUCAUCGUGGUACCAGAUAUCACCGGGGGAGUGAUGUGUACCCCACGGGUCCCCGAACAGCAGGCCGCUUCUGGGUCAUUUAGCCCUCCACCCUCAGAGUUCAUCCUGCCCUGCACGUCUCUUCAGGAUCCACUAGAGGCGCCACUGGCCGAGGAGGAGGUCGAGAAAGAAGAAAAGGAGGAGGAAGAUGAGGUGGACGAAACCGAGGAGGAUGACAGUGAACUCGGGGCGACCUGCUCAGAAAAGCGUCUCUCUAUGGAAUCGGGCUACGGUGCCUCUGAUAAACUGCUGGACACCAUGGAAAUGAGGGACCUCACAGCCAACCAAUCAGAAAUCCCCUCGGAUCGCUUGUCCCUCCCACCGUCACAGAUGGAUGGGAAGCUGGCCAAUAGAGACAGUGGUAUCGACAGCAUCAGCUCGCCCUCACACAGCGAGGAGCUCUGCUUCGUCGGGGACGAGGAUCGGGUCAGUCACGAGAGGGAGAUUUGCCCCUGCAGUCCAGGGCCCGGGCUUCCUUGCGGCUAUGCCGAGGGGCCCGAAGGAGAGGGGGCCAGCGGUGUGGAGGGCGGCAGAGACUCCGAGGGAGACAGUGAUAUGGAGGAGGGCAGCGGGGAUGAGAGUGAGAUGAACCCCAUGGCCCUUCAACCUCUGCCUAAAGCUGAACGACAGGACUCCACUGAGCUGUCAGUCCAGCAGCGGGUGUUUAACAUUGCUAAUGAGCUGCUGCAUACAGAGAAGGCUUACGUGUCCAGACUGCACCUCCUGGACCAGGUGUUCUGCGCCCAGCUGAUGGAGGAGGCCCGAGCUCGCAGCUCCUUCCCCUGUGAGGUGGUCAUGGGCAUCUUCUCCAACAUCUGCUCCAUCUACUGCUUCCACCAGCAGUUCCUGCUGCCCGCGCUGGAGAAACGCAUGGAGGAAUGGGAUCUGAACCCCCGCAUCGGGGACAUCCUGCAGAAACUGGCGCCUUUCCUGAAGAUGUACGGCGAGUACGUGAAAAAUUUUGACCGGGCCAUGGAGCUGGUGAACACCUGGAUGCAGCGCUCCUCUCAGUUCAAAGCCAUCAUUCACAACAUCCAGAAAGAGGAGAUGUGUGGGAAUCUUACCUUACAGCACCACAUGUUGGAGCCUGUGCAGAGGAUCCCUCGCUACGAGCUCCUGCUCAAAGACUAUCUGCACCGCCUGCCAGAGGACGCAGAUGACUUCAAAGACGCUCAGAAAUCUCUGGAGCUGAUCGCCACAGCAGCAGAACAUUCAAACGCUGCCAUCAGGAAAAUGGAGCGCAUGAGAAAGCUGUUGAAAGUGUACGAGUUGCUCGGUGGAGAAGAGGACAUUGUUAACCCGACUAAUGAGCUCAUUAAAGAGGGACACAUCCUGAAACUGUCAGCUAAAAAUGGGACAUCACAGGAUAGAUACCUCAUUCUGUUCAAUGACAGGUUGUUGUACUGCGUUCCCAAACUGAGGCUGAUUGGACAGAAGUUUGGAGUGCGAGCGCGGAUUGACGUUGACGGCAUGGAGCUGAAGGAGACCAGCAGCAUGAACGUACCGCGAACAUUUCUGGUUUCGGGAAAACAACGUUCACUAGAACUGCAAGCAAGGACGGAAGAGGAGAAGAGAGAUUGGAUUCAGGCGAUCCAGGCCACUAUACAGAGACAUGAACAGACGCUGGAGACCUUCCGCAUGCUCAACUGCUCGUUUCGGGAGGAGGACUUCACUCCUCCAAACUCUCCGAAUUGCACAGAGCUUGGAAAGCGAGCGCCGACUCCAAUCCGGGAGAAAGAGGUCACGCUGUGCAUGAAGUGUCAGGAGCCUUUCAACUCUAUUACCAAAAGACGGCAUCACUGCAAAGCCUGUGGACAUGUGGUGUGUGGGAAGUGUUCGGAGUUCCGUGCCCGUCUGUUGUACGAUAACAACCGAGCCAACCGCGUGUGUAUAGACUGCUACACCACGCUAGUGGGAGUGCCGCCCUCUCCGGCCAGUCUGAGCAACAGCACACAGAGACGCCGCUCCAUUCUAGAGAAACAAGCCUCAGUGGCAGCUGAGAACAGCGUGUUGUGUAGUUUCCUUCAUCAUAUGGAGAAAGGAAGUGGACGUGGGUGGCAGAAGGCCUGGUUUGUCAUCCCUGACAAUGAGCCACUGGUGCUGUAUAUCUAUGGUGCUCCGCAGGAUGUCAAAGCCCAGCGCAGUAUUCCCCUCAUCGGCUUCGAGGUGUCCUUACCCGAAUCAAGUGACCGUCUAGAACGCCGCAACGCCUUCAAAAUGAGCCAGAGUCAUUUGACCGUUUACUUUCAGUCUGUGCUGAAACGCUACUAUUUCACUCGAGUAAGUGAAGGUGAACCAGUCGGUGUGUUUUCCCAGUCCACCAGCCUCCAGCCUGCCUGCGGUUUCCUUCCUCAGAGGUUUUUGGACUGUUGA
Molecule: messenger RNA, 2485 nt
Organism: Sinocyclocheilus anshuiensis
Lineage: Eukaryota; Metazoa; Chordata; Actinopteri; Cypriniformes; Cyprinidae
Product: FYVE, RhoGEF and PH domain-containing protein 1-like
Exons: 16
Coding region: 107-2485 (792 amino acids)
Biological process (GO): cytoskeleton organization; filopodium assembly
Cellular component (GO): cytoplasm
Molecular function (GO): metal ion binding; guanyl-nucleotide exchange factor activity
Source: RefSeq, a predicted model, not a curated record